Messenger RNA from Thermothielavioides terrestris NRRL 8126, 2526 nucleotides. RefSeq lists its product as uncharacterized. The record is from RefSeq and is a predicted model, not a curated record. The transcript has a single exon. Lineage: Eukaryota; Fungi; Ascomycota; Sordariomycetes; Sordariales; Chaetomiaceae. Gene Ontology annotation, molecular function: nuclease activity; DNA binding. The coding region runs from base 168 to 2312 and encodes 714 amino acids. Gene Ontology annotation, cellular component: nucleus; Holliday junction resolvase complex. Gene Ontology annotation, biological process: double-strand break repair; replication fork processing; resolution of meiotic recombination intermediates.
UCGCGGUUUUCGCGCCGUCCCGUCCAAACUCCCGAGUGGUUGCCGUGGCGAGCGCGACAUGGCGAGUGUUUACCAUCCAAUGGCUUUGGCGGUAGACGUUCUUGACGAUUCCGCUGGUGCCAUCAACUCCCUUACCUUAGGUAGGCAACCUAAUUUCGGUCGCACCAAUGCCAGUCCAAGUCAUCUCGCUCUUGUCGAGCUCCGAUGCGGGCUCGCCUCCGCCGCAAGUCGCGAGGACGCCCUCUCCCCGACGUGAAAGCAGUCCGAAAGCGACGAGUCUCGAUUUGGACGACGACUUCUUUGUGCCUACGAGAUCUCCUCCCCGUCAACAUGGCACCGCUGCCCUGUCGAGAUCGAAACCCGUCUCAUCAGGCGCCGAUGAUGUUUGGGUCAUCUCCGACGAUGAGGAGCUUGGGCCUGCCGUGAAUGCCCCUCAAUCAGGGGACCCAUCAGCCGACGGCACCGCCCCAAAGAGGCGCCGAUUGGACACGGAUCUGGACAGUAUGCCAUCAGCAGCCAUCGUUGCCGCCCUCUCCUCUUCACAGGAGCCCAUCCACACAGCUCCUCCUCGCCCCAGUGACGAGCAGCAGCAGCCGCGGAUCAAUUGGCUCGAGCAUGACCCCUUCGCCAGUUCUUCCCCGCGCGUUCCUGAAGCGGGGCAAUCAGGAAGCGGCUGCAUGCCGACUGCGGGUUUAAACGAUGACCACCAUGCCAGCUUCUCACCGCGGCAUGGCAGGGCUCAGCCUGCGACCAUUUCCAAAAGACAAGCCGGCAUCGACGAUAUUGAUCCCUUUGCCUCCAGCUCUCCGGGACCAGAACGUCAACCACCGAAGUCGGCCCAGACAGCCGCCGCACCCUGGGAUCCCAUAUCCAGCUCUGCUCCUCUUCCCGCCGCUGUUGACGAUGGGCCAUCGAACCCACCGCGCUCGCUUAGGAGAACGCAGUCCGAGAUCAUCAUUAUGAAUGACUCCGAGGAGGAUUGCGCGGUCCAGGCUAGCUCAGAUGACGACUUUCCGGACAUUUCCGACUUGGCCCCAUCAACACGCGGAUCUGCAGCAUUACCGGGGUUGUCCGCAGUGUCCGGCAUGUCUAAACCGUCGAGGGAGCAAAAGUCGGCGGGAACGAAGGCGAGUGUGGCUGAUCCCAAGAAGAAGUCCAUGGAGAAGAUGAGGGAAAGGGAACAAAAGGCCGCCGCACGAGAGGCAGAGAAGGAGCGCAAGCGGCUGGAGAAGGAGCGGGCGAAGGAAGAAAAGGCACAGGAAAAAGCGAGGGCUGCUGCCCUGGCCGAGGUGAACAAGAUACGGACGGACAAGAAAGUCUCGACCCCAGAGAUGAUUGUGGACCUCCCGGCAACCCUUGAUCAGGCCGUCAAGUUGCAGGCUGAAACUCUGCUCCGCGAUCUCGACGUUCAUUCUACCUCGUGGUCAAGCCCGGUUGAGAACGUGGUCAAAUGGCGCCGCAGGGUCCGCUCCCGGUACAACGACGAUCUGGGGCUCUGGGAACCCAUCCCCGAGAGGAUUGAGCGUGAAAGCUACGCCAUGGUGCUGGUACCAGCCGCGCAAUUCGUCGACCUCGUCCUCGGCGAAGACGCCUCCAGUCUCGAGUCCCACGUGCUCCGCAUGAAGCGCCACUUCCCCAAGGAUACCAUCAUCUACCUAAUCGAGGGUCUCACCGUCUGGCUGCGUAAAAACCGCAACGCGCGCAACCGCCACUUCGUCUCUGCCGUUCGCAGCGGACUCGAGCCUGCGGACGAGCCACCAAACCUUGCGUCCAGCUCCCAGGCGGCCGCCACCAACGCCAACCCGCGCCGCCGCAAGAACAACAACGCCGCCGCACCCACCUACAUCGACGAAGACGCCGUCGAAGAAGCCCUCCUCCAGCUCCAGGUAGAGCACGGCGUGCUGAUCCACCACACCAGCGCGCCCGUCGAGACAGCGCGCUGGAUCGCCGUCUUCACGCAGCACAUCAGCACGGUGCCCUACCGGCGGCAGCGCGACGCGGCCAACGACGCCGCCUUCUGCAUGGAGACGGGCCAGGUGCGCACCGGCGACGGCCCGCGCGACACGUACGUGCGCGUGCUGCAGGAGAUCGCCCGCGUCACCGCGCCCAUCGCCUACGGCAUCGCCGCCGAGUUCGGCUCCCUGCCCGAGCUGGUAAGGGGGCUGCAGGCGGGCGGCCCGUUGGCGCUGGAGAGGGUGCGCCGGAGCGUCAACAAAGAAGGGGAGGUGGGCGAGAGGACCGUCGGGCAGGCUGUUAGUCGGCGCCUGUACAAGAUCUUUAUGGGGAGGGAUGAGAGCAGUACAGAUAUAUAGUGUGGGGGGGUAAUUAUAUCGCCGUUUCUCGGUGCGGAAAGCAAUACAACCCAUCAUUGUCGACUCUGGCUAUGCAUAAUGUGGUUGCGCACACGGUGUCCCGAAAGCUUCUUUAUACGCAGCUUCCACGAUCCUCAGCGAGUUAUACCUUUCUCUCGCUGAUGUAUCCUGCUCAAAAUACAGCCGGCGCUUCGGCCCGGAGGCUCAAUACUGU